UGAAGACUGCUAGAUAAUAAAUUAUUAGCGGAACUGCAUUUUAAUUUUAGAAAGUGCAAAUCUGCUUAUGAAUUAUAAAGAUUAAUAAGACUGCUAGAGCGCAAAUGAAAUAUUUAAGUCCGCAAUUAGCAGAUAUGCAUUUUAGCGGGCUGGUGCCCACGAGUGUGAAGUGAAAAUCCUGAGUAUCACAUAGUGGGGUAAGUUGAUUCAGAGUAUCUGCUUUAACCCAGGCUUUGUUAAGUCUGCUCUGUGAAACGGGGCCCUGAUGGCACAAUAUGAGUGUUUGUUUUAAAAUAAUUGGACUCAUAGAUGCAAUGUUUCCCAGCUAGAGUAAAAAACAACAACUCUUCAUCAUGACAGUGUGUACAGCUUCAGCCUCUUCCUCCGCAGCCCUCCAUCCUACAGCAUCAACUCUCCUCAGGAGAUCCAGCUUCUGGCCAUGGCAGAGAACUUCCAGCAUCAGUACCUGCACCUGUAUCCUGACAGGAAGCCGCUGCUGCUCUUUCCUCUGAACGAAUGUGGCGUCAGGAAGUUUGUGUCGACAACUCUGCGGCCCACAACAACGGCGCACUACAAGCUUCACACCUGGCAGGGCUGUGCUUCGUUUGUGUCUGACUUCCUGUCACUGGAGCCCUUGGAUCCACCUACAGAGCUGGAAAGUGAGUGUCAGCGACCUGCCGACCCCCUGCAGGGGCUUCGGGUCCACUGCUGGGUUUUGGUUCGGUCUGGGAGUCGUGGCGUCCAGGAGAACUUCUUCAUCGACCCUCUGACUGGGACCAGCUCUCCGACCGACAGCGCUGACUUCCUGGGUGUCGAGUGCAUCUGGAACCAUCAGAACUACUUUGUUAACAUGCAGGACUGCAGCGCCGGCUGCACGAACAUGGUGUUUGACCUGGAGGACUUGAACCUGUGGGAGCCGCUUCUGUUUGGGGCCACCAGUAGAAAAAAGCUGAUACCUGAUGU
This is a messenger RNA of Austrofundulus limnaeus, 963 nucleotides long. RefSeq names its product dynein regulatory complex subunit 7. The record is from RefSeq and is a predicted model, not a curated record. Lineage: Eukaryota; Metazoa; Chordata; Actinopteri; Cyprinodontiformes; Rivulidae. Gene Ontology annotation, biological process: flagellated sperm motility. Gene Ontology annotation, cellular component: motile cilium.